Cutaneotrichosporon oleaginosum is the source of this 649-nucleotide messenger RNA. RefSeq lists its product as uncharacterized. The record is from RefSeq and is a predicted model, not a curated record. Lineage: Eukaryota; Fungi; Basidiomycota; Tremellomycetes; Trichosporonales; Trichosporonaceae.
GGCUGCAGCACUGACGGCCUGACGGGCAGACAGUAGACCGCCUGCCGCCUGCACGCCUGACGGCUUACGGGGGGCUGGGCCCGGGCUCAAUGGCAGCAGCGCAGUCAUCGACGGCGAGCGACGGAUUGCGCGAGUUUGCACGGGCACACGGUAGCACGGGUUUCAAUCUCGCACCGUGCCGUCUUUUCACCUUGACCCUGAACAUUUCCCAGACAUGGUCAAUAAUAAUCGUCACGUUCCUCAAGUCCUCAUCACUACACUACUACUAUUACUACAUACUUGCUCGAGUCCUUCCCAAACUACAGCAGACCAUUCUAUUCCUCAUUACCGCCAACAACAACAGCACAACACUCGCAGUCCUCGAGCAUACGAUACACCUUCAACCCACAAUAAGCACUCUUGAGCAGCGUCAACAGCGUAAACACAAGAUCAAGCGACCACCUGCAAGGGUGUUGGCCGCCGGGAUCUGCAUCAAGCGCCAAGUCACAACAGAGUGGGUGGCGAAGACUGGCCCCUUAUCUAUGAUGUAUAUUGGCUUAUUUGGAUUAGCUUUCAAACUCAAAGUCGCCAGAGUGCCAAGGAAUGGCGCCCUCGUUUCAGGGUGGAAAGGGGCAGAACGAGAGCCUCGCUCCCGACCCUGACUGUCACG